ACAGCAAUUUUGGCGUGCUUUACUUACCUGCUUUUUAUUUUUUCCUUUUUCCGCGACAGAAUCUUUUUUGUUAAUUGCGAAAACGAAAGAGCCCGUGUGAACCGGAGAGGUGAGGAAAAGAGGAAAAGGGAGACAUAAAUUGGAGGCCAUUAUCAAGAAACCAUGAGUUCUAGGUUAGCUGAAAUCUCCCUUAUUGUAAUCUGUUCAUCUCCUGGCGUGAGUCUGUGGCGCUAGUGUGAUGCCUUCUCCUAGCUCAUGGCUUCCGGUUCGCAAUCCCUAAUCCUGAUCUCACUUAAGCGCUCGUGAGCUCUCUCCAGUGGCUAAAGAUUGCAGAUUUGAGUUAUAGUCCAAGAAACGGGUGGUGGUCCGCCAUGGAGGUGAGGUCCGAGCAAGGGCUGAUGGCGGGGAGGGAUCUAUUCGGUAUGCCAAAGAGCCCGCCGGCGCCGGUUUCCGGGCCGCCGGCGUCCGCCGCCAUGCAGAGCGUGCGCAUGGCGUACACCUCGGACGGCACCGCUGUGUUCGCUCCGAUGAGAUCCUCGGCCGCGACGCCGUCUUACCAGCCGCAGGGUGCAGCCCACGGCGCUAGCAUGUCCGCGGCGACAAUCAUUGGAGGCAAUGGCGCGGCAGCUGCGCCGAGCAUGGGGGAGCCGGUGCCCAAGAAGAAGCGCGGGCGACCAAGGAAGUAUGGGCCCGACGGGUCCAUGGCGCUGGCAUUGGUGCCUGUGUCGGCGGCUACGGGGUCGCCGACGACAGGGCAGGGUUCUUCUGGGCCGUUCUCACCGGCUGGGUCAAAUCUGACGAACUCUCUGUUGGUAGCCUCGCCGGACGGGUUCAAGAAGCGGGGCCGGCCUAAGGGUUCUACCAACAAGCCGCGCAUGGAUGCUGCUGGAUCGUCAGGAGCUGGAUUUACACCUCAUGUUAUCACAGUUCAAGCUGGGGAGGACGUGUCAUCAAAGAUCAUGUCGUUUUCUCAGCACGGACCGCGUGCAGUCUGUGUUCUCUCAGCAAACGGUGCCAUAUCAAAUGUGACGCUUCGUCAGACUGCUACAUCAGGCGGAACUGUAACAUAUGAGGGUCGGUUCGAGAUACUGUCACUGUCGGGGUCAUUCCUCUUGGUGGAGGAUGGUGGUCAACGCAGUCGAACUGGAGGGCUCAGUGUGUCGUUGGCUGGUCCCGACGGUCGUGUGCUGGGCGGUGGAGUUGCAGGGCUCCUCGUAGCAGCUUCGCCAGUUCAGAUAGUACUGGGAAGUUUCAAUUCUGGAGGCAAAAAAGAGGCAAAAAAGCAUGCUCCUUCAGGACCCACACCAGCGCCACUGAAGGUCGCUCCUCCGACAACAACCAGGAUGGGACCCAACAGCAGCAGCCCUCCUUCAAGAGGAGGUACAUUGAGCGAGUCAUCCGGUGGCGCCGGAAGCCCACCACCGCCGCUGCAUCAAGGCAUGGCUGCUAGCAGUAGCAACGACCAGCCGCCGUUCCUGUCCAGCAUCAUGCCAUGGAAAUGAUCCUCUUAUGUAGUAGUAUAAGUCAGAAGCUUUGAGUAGGGAGGUAAAUUUGUAGCUCUACUGUAGGUUUAAACCUGAAUUCCUGUGCUACUUAGGUGUAUUGAGCUGUAACGGAUGUGAUCAUUUGAGAGCUACCAAGUGUUGUUUAGUUAAAUGUUUUACCAAGGCAUGUCGAUCUGAGCCAGAAGAUUCUUGCUAUGAAUUUGUUGUUUGCGCUUGA
This is a messenger RNA of Zea mays, 1722 nucleotides long. RefSeq lists its product as uncharacterized. Gene Ontology annotation, molecular function: minor groove of adenine-thymine-rich DNA binding. The record is from RefSeq and is a predicted model, not a curated record. Bases 372 to 1502 code for a protein of 376 amino acids. The transcript is spliced from 6 exons. NCBI's taxonomy places the organism in Eukaryota, Viridiplantae, Streptophyta, Magnoliopsida, Poales, Poaceae.